Trichoplax adhaerens is the source of this 2571-nucleotide messenger RNA. RefSeq lists its product as uncharacterized. NCBI's taxonomy places the organism in Eukaryota, Metazoa, Placozoa, Uniplacotomia, Trichoplacea, Trichoplacidae. The record is from RefSeq and is a predicted model, not a curated record. Gene Ontology annotation, cellular component: kinesin complex. Bases 1 to 2571 code for a protein of 856 amino acids. Gene Ontology annotation, molecular function: protein binding. The transcript is spliced from 4 exons.
AUGCCGAAGGAAUCUAUCAAACUGACUGUUCCUGAUGAAAUCCAAUCUGUUUACCGAAAAGGUGUGAAAUUUCAGCAAGAAGGAAAUGAUGAACAGGCGCUAUUCUAUUACAAAAAUGCUAUUACAAGAAUCCAAUCCAUAUCCAAGAAUAGUGAUAAUAAUCACCUUCACCUUGAACUUGAUAUUUAUAUCGAAAUGACUGAUUGCUACAUAAAUCAAUAUGAAUUGAUGGAAGCCGGCAAAUGGAAUGGAAAAGCAGAGAAAUUUGCCAAGCAACUACAAGAUGAAGUGAAAAUUUCAAAUUGCUUAGAUAGGCAGGGGCGUAUUAAACGAUUGCAAGGAACUGAAGAUAUCAGUAUCAGUUAUACUUAUCACAACAUUGGAAGUGUCUAUGGUGAUCAAGGCAAAUAUGGUGAUGCUCUAUUAAUGCAUAACAAAUCACUCAAGAUUAGACUAGCACAACUUGGUGAUAAUCAUCCUGAAGUUGCUAUAACAUAUGACAAUAUUGCUCUUGUCUAUGGUAAUCAAGGCAAGUACGAUGAAGCUCUGUCAAUGCAUAACAAAUCGCUCAAGAUUAGGCUUACACAAAUUGGCGAUAAUUAUCCAAUUAUUGCUACAACAUAUAACAACAUUGCGCUUGUUUAUGAUGAUCAAGGCAAGCAUGAUGAUGCUCUAUCAAUGUAUAAAAAAUCACUCAAGAUUCAAAAAGCACAACUUGGUGAUAAUCAUCCAAGUAUUGCUUUAACGUAUAACAGCAUUGCACUUGUCUAUAUUGAUCAAGGCAAGUAUGAUAGCGCUCUAUCAUUAUGCAAUAAAUCACUCAAGAUUCAGCUAGCACAACUUAGUAACAAUCAUCCAAGUAUUGCUGAAACAUAUAACAACAUUGCAAGUGUCUAUAAUCGUCAAAUUAAGCAUGAUAACGCUCUAUCAAUGUAUAACCAAUCACUCAAGAUUCGACUAGUACAAUUUAGUGACAACCAUCUAAGUAUUGCUGCAACAUAUAAUAAAAUUGCAAAUAUUCACAAAGAUCAAGGCAAAUAUGAUGACGCUUUAUCAAUGCAUAAAAAAUCACUCAAGAUUCAAUUAGCGCAACUUGGUGACAAUCAUCGUGAUAUUGCUACAACAUAUAACGACAUUGCAAAUGUCCAUUAUCAUCAAGGCAAGUAUGAUGACGCUCUAUCAGUAUAUAACAAAUCGCUUAAGAUUAUACUAACACAACUUGACGAUAAUCAUCCAAUUAUUGCCACGAUAUAUUACAACAUUGCAAAUGCUUAUGCUGAUCAAGGCAACUAUGAUGAAGCUUUAUUAAUGUAUAAUAAAUCACUUAAAAUUCGAAAAGCUAUUCUUACUGAUAAGUAUCCAAGCAUUGCUAAAACAUAUGACAACAUUGGAAAUGUGUAUGAUGGUCAAGACAAGUAUGAUGGCAUUCUACCAAUGUAUAAUAAAUCAUUCAAGAUUAGACAAACUAAUCUUGGCCAUAAGCGUGCACGUAUUACGACAACAUAUAACAACGUUGCUCUUGUCUAUGAUGAUCAAGGCAAGCAUGAUGACGCUCUUUCAGUGUAUACUAAAUCACUCAAGAUUAGAUUAGCACAGUUUGAUGGCGAUUAUCCAAAUGUUGCUACAACAUACAACAAUAUUGCGCUUGUCCAUGCUGAUCAAGGCAAGUAUGAUAACGCUUUAUCAAUGUUGAAUAAAUCGCUGGAGAUUAAAUUAGCAAGACUUGGUGGCAAUCAUCCUGAUAUUGCUAUAAUAUAUAACAACAUUGCACUUGUCUAUAUAGAUCAAAAGAAGUAUAAUGAUGCUCUAUCAAUGUGUAAUAAAUCACUCCAGAUUCAACUAGCACAACUUGGUAACAAUCAUAUCGAUGUUGCUACAACAUAUAACUACAUUGCAAAUAUCUAUCAUCAUCAAAGCAAGUAUGAUGACGCACUAUCAAUGUAUAAUAAAUCACUCAAGAUUAGACUAACAAAGCUUGGUGAUAAUCAUUCAAGUAUUGCCUCCACAUAUAUCAACAUUGCAAGUGUCUAUCAUCAUCAACGCAAGUAUGAUAACGCUCUAAUAGUAUUGAAUAAAUCACUGAAAAUUACAUUAGCAAAACUUGGUGAUAAUCAUCCAAGUAUUGCUGCAAUAUAUAAUAAUAUUGCAAACGCCUAUCAAGAGCAAAAGAAAUACGACGAUGCUCUACUCAUGUAUAACAAGUCAUUGCAAGUUUCUUUAGCAACAGUCGGUGAGAAUCAUCUUAAUACUGAGCAAUCCUAUCGAAAUCAAGCUAUAGUUCAUCAUCAACAGUCGAACUAUAGUCAAGCAAUAGCAUUCUAUCGAAAGUCUAGCAAUACUCUACGCAAUCUCUACGGAGAAAAUCAUCCGCAAAUCCUCCUCAAUGCGAAGCAGAUUGCUGAAUGUUCCAAACAACUGCAAGAAAACAAAGAUACAGAAAAAGAAAAUAAAAAUAAAAAUAAAAAUGAAAAAGAAGAAGUAGAUGAUACUCCUGAUAGCAUUGGCAUUGGCAUUGGCAAUCAUCAAGGAUCAUUUCAUUUAAAGACGGUAUCUGAUUGCAUUUCUCGUUAA